UGCUGGGGACACCGACUCGGCCUCAUGGCCGCGCCCCUAUCAGCCCGGGGCCGAUGCCCGGCCUUUGCCCUGGGCUUGCUGCUGCUGCUGCUCCUCACGGGGACCCCCACCGGGGUCGCCGCUGCGGUCCGCGGACACCCUAAGAGCCAGGGGAUCUCCCUGAGUAGCAACUGGGCUUGUGGCCGGCGUGGUGCGGAGGGGCGGGUGCUGGGCGGCGUCUCGGCCCCCGAGGGGAAGUGGCCGUGGCAGGUCAGCGUGCACUAUGCGGGGUUCCACGUCUGCGGCGGCUCCAUCCUCAACGAGUACUGGGUGCUGUCGGCCGCGCACUGCUUCGACCGGGACAAGAACGUUAAGGCUUACGACGUGUACGUGGGCCUCAAGAACCUCAAGGUAGCCGGCAACGACACCCAGUGGUUCGAGGUGAACCAGGUGAUCCUGCACCCCACGUACCAAGUGAACCACCCCAUCGGAGGCGACGUGGCCCUGGUGCAGCUGAAGUCCCGCAUUGUGUUCUCUGAGUCCGUGCUCCCCAUCUGCCUCCCGCCUCCAGAAGUGAACCUCACCGGCGGCGUUAAGUGCUGGGCCACCGGGUGGGGGUUGGUCUCACAGCGAGGUGCCACCUCUGACGAGCUGCAGGAGGCCCAGCUCCCUCUGAUCCCCGUGCCCUUGUGCCAGAUCCUCUAUGGACACAGGUCCUACGUCCUGCCGAACAUGCUGUGUGCUGGGGACAUCUGGAACAGGAAGACUGUAUGUGAGGUGCGCCCCGCCAGACGGGGUGACUCUGGGGGCCCACUGGUCUGUGAGUUCAACCGCAGCUGGCUGCAGAUUGGAAUUGUGAGCUGGGGCCGCGGCUGCGCCUACCCUUUGUUCCCUGGAGUGUAUGCCCGAGUGCCCUAUUUUGCCAGCUGGAUAUAUCACAACAUCAAGACGACACCCCUUCCUGUUGAGCCCAUGCCCUCCCUCUGCCCCGCGCUGGGGGCCACCCUUACUGUCCUUGUGGCCAUGCUGGCCGGCCCGCCAGUGUUGUGAGGGCCGGGACACCGCUUCCCGGCACCCCGGGGGCCGUGUGCUCUGUCCCCGCCCAGCUGCUGUCCCCGCACACCUGCACACGCCGCCUGCGUGGCCUGUCCAGGAGGGGCUGAGCUCCUGGGAGGGCGGAGGUGAUGCCCCGGGACAGGCAAGAAUUCGGGCUGUGGGGGCAGCUGAGCUCUGGCCAGAUCAUUAAACGUUUGCAAAGCA
Messenger RNA from Lemur catta (Ring-tailed lemur), 1239 nucleotides. RefSeq names its product serine protease 38 (gene PRSS38). Bases 25 to 1029 code for a protein of 334 amino acids. NCBI's taxonomy places the organism in Eukaryota, Metazoa, Chordata, Mammalia, Primates, Lemuridae. Gene Ontology annotation, biological process: proteolysis. The transcript has 5 exons. The record is from RefSeq and is a predicted model, not a curated record. Gene Ontology annotation, molecular function: serine-type endopeptidase activity.